AUGGAUCCUCAGACUGCCUCAGAGCUCUCUAAGCUCAAUGAUGCCGAUAAGAAGGAAUUGAACCAGAUCCUUGCCAAUGAGGCUCAGAAGUCCAACAUUCAGCAGAUGGUCCACCAGCUCAACGACGUUUGCUGGAAGAAGUGCGUCACCGGCAAGAUUACCUCCAAGACCCUCGACCGUACCGAAGAAGCCUGUGCACAGAACUGUGUUGAUCGGUGGAUGGAUACCCAGAUGGGUAUUCUGAAGCACUUGGAGAAUAUGCGUGGUCACUAA
Molecule: messenger RNA, 273 nt
Organism: Penicillium malachiteum
Lineage: Eukaryota; Fungi; Ascomycota; Eurotiomycetes; Eurotiales; Aspergillaceae
Product: Tim10/DDP family zinc finger protein
Exons: 2
Coding region: 1-273 (90 amino acids)
Source: RefSeq, a predicted model, not a curated record